AUGAAGCAUUUGCAUGGGUACUGUUGCUUUGAUAUAUUUACUCCUGAAGAGCAAAGAAUAUUAAAGAAGUACCGGAAGGAAAAUUUUGCAGAGAAGAAACUCAUUUAUAGUGAAAGAAGGGCCAUUGGAAAAUGUCCAUUAACUCCGGAGGAGGUUGGUCUUAUCUUGCGUGCAAUGCGGUUUGGCAAUUCCACCAGGAUAUACCUUGCAGCUGGUGAAUUAUUUGGUGGUGAGCGAUUCAUGAAACCUUUUCGUUCCAUGUUCCCUCGCCUCGAGAACCACAGCACAGUGGAUCCCAGUGAGGAGCUAGUGGAGAAUACUGGUUUAAUAGGCUCUGCUGUGGAUUACAUGGUUUGUCUUCUCUCCGACAUUUUCAUGCCAACAUAUGAUGGCCCAAGCAACUUCGCCAAUAACCUCCUGGGUCACCGCCUCUACUAUGGUUUCCGUACCACAAUCCAUCCUGACAGGAAAGCUCUUGCUCCUAUCUUUAUUGAUCGGGAGAAGGGGAAAAUGGCCGGUUUUGAAGAAGCUGUUAGGCGUGUGAUGGUCAAAACAAAUUUUGGUGGGCCCCACAAGCGGGUCUCACCUGAGUCUUUCUAUACGAACUCUUGGCCUGAAUGUUUCUGCCAAACAUCACCAAAGAAUCCUGCUGACAAAUGUCCGCCAGAGAAUGUUUUGGAAAUCUUAGAGAGCCAAUUGGAGGGUGAAAUGACCAGUGAAUCAGACACCUUGAUUCCAUCAAAUUUGACAUCUAUGGCAAAAUAA
This is a messenger RNA of Camellia sinensis, 765 nucleotides long. Lineage: Eukaryota; Viridiplantae; Streptophyta; Magnoliopsida; Ericales; Theaceae. The record is from RefSeq and is a predicted model, not a curated record.